AUGACAGCCGCGCGACCGCUUGGACCGCCAGUCGAUCUGACCCCCGCCCAGCUGCCAUCGCCAACCGUCCUCCGCGGGCGAUACAUCCAGCUAGAGAAGCUCCAACCCAAACAUGCCAACGACCUCUGGGACCUAAUCGGUGGAGAUGACCCAACGCGAGCCUGGCUAUGGGACUACAUGCUGGACGGUCCCUUCUCUCAGCGCGAUGCUUUCGAGCAAUCCAUCACCUCCCGAUCCGAAUCCACCGACCCGUUCUACUUCGCCGUGAUCGACAAGGGUGCCACCAGCCCCAGCUGCGGCAAAGCCAUCGGAUUCCUCUCGCUCAUGCGGAAUACCCCGGCACAUUGGACCGUGGAGAUCGGGAGUGUCAUGUUCUCCCCGGUGCUGCAGCGCACCGCGGCUGCUACUGAGGCGAUCUAUCUGCUAGCGCGGUAUGCCUUUGAGGAGCUGCACUAUCGUCGAGUCGAGUGGAAGUGCAACGCGCUGAAUGCCACAUCCCAAAAGGCGGCUCGCCGAUUGGGGUUCGUCUAUGAGGGUACCUUUCGGCAGCAUAUGGUGAUUAAGGGUCGAAGUCGGGAUACCGCUUGGUUUGCGAUGGUGCGUGAUGACUGGGAGGAGGGGGCUAAGGAGGCGCUGGAGCUGUGGCUGGAGGAGGGGAACUUUGAUGAAGAUGGUCAUCAGAGGAGGGGACUACAGGAUGUGCGGGAGGCAGUUAAGAGAUCGAGGUCUGUACAGUAA
Molecule: messenger RNA, 738 nt
Organism: Aspergillus luchuensis
Lineage: Eukaryota; Fungi; Ascomycota; Eurotiomycetes; Eurotiales; Aspergillaceae
Product: GNAT family N-acetyltransferase
Exons: 1
Coding region: 1-738 (245 amino acids)
Molecular function (GO): protein N-terminal-serine acetyltransferase activity; protein-N-terminal-alanine acetyltransferase activity
Source: RefSeq, a predicted model, not a curated record